Messenger RNA from Archocentrus centrarchus (flier cichlid), 2782 nucleotides. RefSeq lists its product as uncharacterized. Gene Ontology annotation, molecular function: nucleic acid binding. NCBI's taxonomy places the organism in Eukaryota, Metazoa, Chordata, Actinopteri, Cichliformes, Cichlidae. The record is from RefSeq and is a predicted model, not a curated record. The coding region runs from base 189 to 1982 and encodes 597 amino acids. Gene Ontology annotation, biological process: DNA integration. The transcript is spliced from 3 exons.
AUGCUGUAAUCACUCAGUUAGAAACUGGUCAGACUCCACCUUCCAGUCUUAGAACAGAACUACCCGAGCUACCUCUGCUACUGCGUGAACUCAAUCGUUUUGAACUUCAAAACGGAGUUCUCUAUCGCAGACGACAAAAUGGUCCAGAUAUCUCCUUUCAACUUGUGUUACCUGAGGAGCUGAGACCCAUGGUUUUCCAACACCUCCAUAACAACAUGGGGCACCUGGGAGUUGACCGUACUAUCGAUUUAGUCCGGACCAGGUUUUAUUGGCCAAAGAUGCAGGUAUCAGUUGAGAAAAUGAUCAGUACAUGUGAGCGUUGUGUCCGCCGGAAGUGUAGACCUGAAAGGGCAGCCCCUCUUGUGAACAUUCAGGCAAGUAGGCCCCUUGAGUUAGUCUGUAUGGAUUAUCUAUCUAUUGAACCAGACCAGUCUAACACAAAAGAUGUACUAGUUAUUACUGAUCACUUCACUAAGUUUGCAGUGGCUGUCCCUACACCAAACCAGCGCGCCCGUACUGUUGCAAAAGCUCUCUGGGAGAACUUUAUUGUUCAUUAUGGUGUCCCAGACAAACUCUUAAGUGAUCAAGGCCCAGAUUUUGAAUCAAAGACAAUAAGUGAACUAUGCGGGAUCACUGGCAUGAAAAAGAUACGCACAACACCGUAUCACCCCAGAGCCAAUCCUGUUGAAAGGUUCAAUAGGACACUUCUCCAAAUGCUUGGUACUCUAAGUGACAAUGAAAAGUUGCAUUGGAAAGAGUAUGUAAAACCUCUAGUACAUGCAUAUAACUGUACCAAGAAUGACGUGACAGGCUAUUCACCAUAUGAACUCAUGUUUGGAAGGCAGCCAAAGCUUCCCAUUGACCUAGUAUUUGGCUUGCCUGUUAAUGCUCAGAAGAAGUCACACUCACAAUAUGUCAGUGAUCUGAAGCAUAGAUUGGAGGAAAGUUUUAAGAUUGCAACCUCAAACGCACAAAAGAACGCUGAGCAUAAUAAAACACGCUUCGACAAACAAGUGGUUGACUCAACUCUCGAAGUGGGUGACAGAGUCCUCGUUCGUAAUGUCAGACUGAGAGGAAAGCAUAAGCUGGCAAACAGAUGGGAGAAUGAUGUUCAUGUGGUCCUGAAGAAAGCAGGUGAACUACCGGUCUAUACAGUUAAACCGGAAGGGAAAGAGAGACCAGUCCGAACACUACACCGAGACUUGCUUCUCCCUUGCAAUUUUGUACCCACCGCAGAUCUAACAGAAAGGAGUUCCCAGAAGCCGCAGACUAAGCGCAAGACAAGGCAAACUGUUGUCGAGGAGGAUGAGAGUGACUAUGAAUCAGAGUCAGAGUACUCACCGAUACCUACCUGGAUACCCGUGUCCUCUUUUCCUUCUGCCAAACCACCUGAAAUGUCGCCAACUCUUGUUGUACCCACCGAACAUGUCAACUUAACUGAACGAUUCCCUAACACCGAAUGUGACAAUCCUACCGAAUGUGACAAUCCUACCGAAUGUGACAAUCCUACCGAAUGUGACAAUCCAACAGACAGAGACAAACAAACGGAGAAGAUCAAGGAAUGUGAAAACUCACCUGAUGGUGCAAGCUUACCUGAACCUGGAUCUGUGGAAAAUGAUAUUCAAGUUGAGGAUCCUAUGGAGGAAAACCAGCAGACUAGUGAACAAGUUCUGCCAAAUGGAAAUGUGACACUGUCAGAGUGUCUCAGUGAACAGGAAACAGUUAUUGUUGAGCAACCUAGUUCAUCUGGUUCAUCACUUAGCUCUCAAGAAACUCAAGACGUCCCUCGUCGAUCUCAAAGGUCACAUCAGAGACCAGAAAGGUUGCAGUAUUCAACAUUAGGUAACCCCUUACUGCAUGUUGUUAAUGCAGUGUUUAAUAGCCUAAAUGAAGCUAUUGCAAACUCUAUGCAACAGCUUAACCAUUCGAAUGCACAGGGACGUGCAUACCAUCAAAGUGGGGAGGGUGUAACCCACAUUUAAAUAGGGCUUUAAUAAAAAAUGCCCUUGACCCUCAUAAACACUAAAAAUGCUUUUGGUUUAACAGUUAUGUUUUAUUUAUGGUUGAUUAUUGUUAUAAUCAGUAGCUGAAAGAAAAAAAACACAUGCAUCGCUUUAGCCAAUGGGCUGCUGCCUAGUGGCGCAUUGCCCCGCCCACCACUUCCUUCGCGGGGGGCGGGCUUUCCUCUGUCUUUCCGGCUGCGACUCCGAUGCUGAGCGAGCUGUUAAGGAAAAGGGAGAUGGAGAUUCAUUGAAAAAAGAGCACAAAAAGCGAUAUAUAAGAGUCAGAGGUCGGAGGCGGCGCCAUUUUGUGUUGCGCUGUCCUCUCGUGAGAUCGGUCAGGUUUUUUUUUCUUGCUUUGUUUUGUUUGUGAUGUGAUGGCGAGCCAAUCCCACAGACGAGCCAGACAACUUCUUCCCGUGCUGCCCUGCACAGUGCGGUAGGCCAGCUGCGACAAGGAUCUCUGCCACACCAUUCUGCACCUGCUGUCCUCUUUCACACACACACACAUACACUGACGUUCCCCUGGACUUUUAGACGCUUUAAGGACUUCUACGGACUCAGCACACUCCCACAGGCAGGAGGCGGACCUGGUAUGGACAGAUUGGAAACACCCCUCCAAAAUAAGGUUCUGUUGCAUACAGCUGGUGAGAUCGAAGCAGUGUGAAAUUUGUUAUUGGAAUGGUUUUGUUUUGAACUAAAGCCUAAGUUGUGAAUUUAGAAGGGUGCACCCGGGAAAAUUUUGAAAGUGACUGUGAUUGUAAAAUAAGAUUACUGGUACC